This is a messenger RNA of Annulohypoxylon truncatum, 652 nucleotides long. RefSeq lists its product as uncharacterized. The record is from RefSeq and is a predicted model, not a curated record. Bases 142 to 612 code for a protein of 156 amino acids. NCBI's taxonomy places the organism in Eukaryota, Fungi, Ascomycota, Sordariomycetes, Xylariales, Hypoxylaceae. The transcript has 2 exons.
GUUUCCUCGUCUUUGUUUAUUCCUCUUUCAUUAUAACAAAUCCUCCAACCUGUCAAAGUAUAUCUUGUGAUAGGAUUGAGUAAGCAGAGUCCAAUAUUGCUUGAGUUCUUUCCCCUCAGAUUCCUAUCGGACUCAUUCAUCAUGAUGAAACCAACUGUUAUCAUGGCGGUUCUCGCCUCUAGUGGCUUUCUCCACACGGCAUUGGCAGAUGACAGUCUCGGUACUCAGUCUAUGGUUCCGCCUACCACAACCGGUGAAUCAGCCAUCAUGGCCAAUACGCUUCAGAAGCGAGAUGCUUAUACUUGCUACGGUUCUACGAACACCUCCGUCACGGAUUGCCAGAAGAUCAUCGACACCAUUCUUGCCGAUAAGCAGAAGGAUUUCACCCUCUGGCCCAAUAUCUGUGCUGUCUGGAACCAGGGAACCUGUAAGGUUCGCUUUUGUGCUCAGCCCUAUGUGACAAGGCCUGUCAAUCGAUCAGGGACAUGGCUGGCUACCUAUAUAACCAGCCCAAUCUUGGAUGGCUGUAUCGGAAAAGGAAACAUGGGAGUCUAUGGAGACAAUGAAAACCUCAACGGUCACGCAGGUACGUACCGAGUAUGGGUAUCUUAGUUCUGGCAUAGGCAAUAGGGGAUCAGACAAGACCGUGACA